UCUCUCUCUCUCUCUCUCUCAAUUUUUAGGGGGAAAAAAAUCAAACGGUUUUCUGUAGAAAUUGGGGGCAAGGAAACCAAGCAGCGAGGAGGAGGAUGAACAUGUCAGUGAUUUCUCUACAGGAGUAUGACUUUGAGAAACAGUUCGAUGAGAGGGGAGCCAUAGAAUGGAUGCAGGAGAACUGGAGCAAGUCGUUCCUGUUUUCUGCAGUUUAUGCUGCAUUGAUCUUUGCAGGGCAGUAUUACAUGAGAGAGCGGAAGAAAUUUGAACUUCGGAAACCAUUAGUCUUGUGGUCACUGACCCUUGCUUUAUUCAGUAUACUUGGUGCUUUCAGAACAGGGUGGUAUAUGUGGCAUGUGCUGUACACCAGUGGCUUCAAGCAAUCCGUGUGUGACCAGAGCUUCUACAAUGGACCUGUGAGCAAAUUCUGGGCAUAUGCAUUUGUCUUGAGCAAGGCUCCAGAACUAGGUGACACUAUAUUCAUCGUUUUACGGAAACAGAAGCUGAUAUUCCUGCACUGGUAUCACCACAUCACAGUGUUGCUGUACUCCUGGUAUUCCUACAAAGAUAUGGUAGCUGGUGGCGGCUGGUUCAUGACUAUGAAUUAUGGUGUCCAUGCCUUUAUGUACUCAUACUAUACCCUUCGCGCUGCAGGCUUUCAUGUGCCACGUAGGUUUGCCAUGUUUAUUACCCUCACCCAGAUCAUGCAGAUGAUAAUGGGCAUGGUGGUGAACGUGCUGAUUUACAUGUGGAUGCACGAGGGUCAUUGCCCUUCUUUCUUUGCAAAUAUCGUCUUGUCUUCCAUUAUGUACUUUAGCUACUUCCUUCUCUUUUGCUGUUUCUUCUACGAAACCUACUUAAAUAGGAAGAAGGGUUUAAAGGCAGAUUAA
This is a messenger RNA of Carcharodon carcharias (great white shark), 890 nucleotides long. RefSeq names its product elongation of very long chain fatty acids protein 6-like. Lineage: Eukaryota; Metazoa; Chordata; Chondrichthyes; Lamniformes; Lamnidae. Gene Ontology annotation, cellular component: endoplasmic reticulum membrane; endoplasmic reticulum. Gene Ontology annotation, molecular function: fatty acid elongase activity. The record is from RefSeq and is a predicted model, not a curated record. Gene Ontology annotation, biological process: fatty acid elongation, polyunsaturated fatty acid; fatty acid elongation, saturated fatty acid; sphingolipid biosynthetic process. The transcript has 4 exons. The coding region runs from base 96 to 890 and encodes 264 amino acids.